AUGCGGCCGGGUUCCCCCCCGGCGCAGCGGGACAGCGGCCAGGGCCGGGGGCGCAGCGGCAUCGCUUCAUGCAGCCGGGGCGGCUGGGCAGCGGCGGCGGCGGCGGCGGCGGCAGCGGUGGCGAGGGCGGCGGCAGGGGGCCACCUCAGCCUCUGUGGAGCCAACAGGAGCCCCGACCCGUUUCCAGAGCGGGCUGGGUGGUCCGCACCUCCUCCGCCUCCGCCUCCGCCUCUCGCCGCGCCGCCGCCGCCCGGCGCCUCGGUUAAGGGCACGCCGGCGCGCAAGCUGCUUUUCAUGUGCACCUUGUCCCUGUCCGUCACCUACCUGUGCUACAGCCUCCUGGGCGGCUCGGGCUCUCUGCAAUUCCCCCUGGCGCUGCAGGAGCCGCCGGCCGCCGCCGCCGAGCCCCCGCCAAGCCCGCCGCCACCCUCGCUGCUGCCUCCCCCCGUGCGCCUCGGCGCCCCCUCGCAGCCGCCAGCGCCGCCGCCGCCGGACAGCGCGAGCCGCGGGGAGCCGCCCGAGCCCCCCGAGCAGCCUUCCGCCCCCGGGGCCGACGGCUGGGGGCUGGCGAGCGGCGGCGGGGGCGCCCGGGACGCCUGGCUCCGGACCCCGCUGGCCUCUGGCGAGAUGGUCACGGCGCAGAGCGCGCUGCUGGAGAGGGAAGCGCAGGAGUCCAGCACCACAGACGAGGAGCUCGCAGGCCGGAGGGCGGCCAACGGGAGCAGCGUGAGGGGCGGCGCCGUCAGCACCCCCGACUACGGAGAGAAGAAGCUGCCACAGGCGCUUAUCAUCGGGGUCAAGAAAGGAGGGACCCGCGCGCUGCUGGAGGCGAUCCGAGUGCACCCGGACGUGCGGGCGGUGGGCGUAGAGCCGCACUUCUUCGACAGGAACUAUGAAAAGGGACUGGAAUGGUACAGAAAUGUGAUGCCUAAGACUUUGGAUGGGCAGUUAACCAUGGAGAAGACACCAAGUUACUUUGUGACAAAUGAGGCCCCCAAGCGCAUCCACUCCAUGGCCAAGGACAUCAAACUCAUCGUGGUGGUGAGAAACCCCGUGACCAGGGCCAUCUCCGAUUACACCCAGACACUGUCAAAGAAACCCGAGAUCCCCACCUUCGAGGUGCUGGCCUUCAAAAAUCGGACCCUAGGGCUGAUCGAUGCCUCCUGGAGUGCCAUUCGAAUAGGGAUCUAUGCUCUGCAUCUGGAAAACUGGCUCCAGUAUUUCCCCCUCUCUCAGAUCCUCUUUGUCAGCGGUGAGCGACUCAUAGUGGACCCCGCCGGGGAAAUGGCCAAAGUACAGGACUUUCUAGGCCUCAAGCGUGUUGUGACUGAGAAGCAUUUCUAUUUCAACAAAACCAAGGGGUUCCCUUGCCUAAAGAAGCCAGAAGACAGCAGCGCCCCCAGGUGCUUAGGCAAGAGCAAAGGUCGGACUCAUCCCCGCAUCGACCCCGAUGUGAUCCACAGACUGCGGAAAUUCUACAAACCCUUCAACAUGAUGUUUUACCAAAUGACUGGUCAAAAUUUCCAGUGGGAACAGGAAGAGGGUGACAAAUGA
Messenger RNA from Lipotes vexillifer (Yangtze River dolphin), 1554 nucleotides. RefSeq names its product heparan sulfate-glucosamine 3-sulfotransferase 4 (gene HS3ST4). The coding region runs from base 1 to 1554 and encodes 517 amino acids. Gene Ontology annotation, molecular function: [heparan sulfate]-glucosamine 3-sulfotransferase activity. The transcript is spliced from 3 exons. The record is from RefSeq and is a predicted model, not a curated record. Lineage: Eukaryota; Metazoa; Chordata; Mammalia; Artiodactyla; Lipotidae.